AGUCAUCCGUUUUAUUUCAAUGUAAUGGGCUUCCGAACCGUUUUACAGCUGAUCGCCUGCUUUCUGUUGGUGAAUGUGCGCUCGGAAGUGCAGAAAGAGAUUUCACUAGAAUGUCGUGAAUUUCUGUAUAUGGGUACCGCCCCACGGGGUCUUGAGAACCGCUCUCUUAAAAAGAUAUGUCAGCGUUAUAAUGGUAAGGCACGGUAUAUCACUCUGUAUGAUAUAGUAGACCACAUCCCGGUGUAUUCUGCAUACACUUUCAAGCGCUCCGACGGCUCCAAGAAGGUUGACGUCCCUUGGAUGUUCGAGCCUCAGCUCUCCAAAGAUUCUAACUCUGGUGAGAUGCAACCAUUCCCCCAGGAUUAUCUUCCUGGCAGUUUUUCUGAUGCCCAGGCUGUGUUGGAAGACUACUCAAACAUUGUCGAUUUCGAACGAGGCCAUUUAAAUCCUGAUGAGCACCAGGCUCACCCUGACGACAAGGCGGCCACCUACACCCUGACCAAUGUGGUCCCACAGGUACGCGAGUUCAACAUCGGUCACUGGAAAAGGCAUGAGCACAUCAUCCGCCGUCGCCUCAACAACUACUGCCGUGGCACGGCAUAUGUAGUAACUGGUGUCACCACCUCAGGCAGGAUGAUCCGCAGACACAACAUCGACAGAGUGGCCAUCCCCACCUACUUGUGGUCAGCGUAUUGCUGUAUAGAUUACGAUCACAAUGCACCCUUUGAAGAACGAUCCAAAUUCCCAGCCUUUUCAUCCCAUGGGCUCAAUGAGAAAGAAGGAUCGGAGGUCUUGGAGAUGUCCGUGAGUCAACUGGAAGAUUUUUUGAAGAAGAACACCUUUGUAGACAAGAGGUUUCAGAUUUUCUUUGACAACUGUAAGCCUAACGAUGGCAUCGUGUUGGGAUGAUUUUUUACACUUUUGUGUACACGUAGCUUACCAUUUGUUAGCCGAGGGCUAUUUUUUAACCCUGGGCUAACGCAAGGAUGUAACCAAAUAUUUAAGUGGUAGACAAUCUAAUUACUUUUGUAACACAAUUUCUUCCAAUUCUUCCGAGAGUGUUAAAAUUAGUUUAAUGACUAAAGUCAUCUGGGACAUCAGUGGUUUUAUUAGGUCCAUUAACAUGAAAUGAAAAUGCCACAUCAAAUCUUUUUUCACA
Messenger RNA from Xyrauchen texanus (razorback sucker), 1159 nucleotides. RefSeq names its product endonuclease domain-containing 1 protein-like. Gene Ontology annotation, molecular function: metal ion binding; hydrolase activity; nucleic acid binding. The transcript is spliced from 2 exons. The coding region runs from base 25 to 909 and encodes 294 amino acids. The record is from RefSeq and is a predicted model, not a curated record. NCBI's taxonomy places the organism in Eukaryota, Metazoa, Chordata, Actinopteri, Cypriniformes, Catostomidae.